AUGAUCUCUUCUGUAACAGAGAAACCAAACUUUAAAAACUUUUCUUUUUGGGAAGGAGAAAUAAAAAAAAAGAGAUAAGAUUCUUAUUAUUUUUAUGCAGUUUGCCUUGGCUUUCACGAAGUCUGUCUCUUUCUCUGGCCGCAAAAUUCACCAAAGAGCGAAACGUCGUCUCCCCUUUUCUCACAAUCUUUUCUAGAAAUUUAUAAAGCAGAACCGAAGAGAUACAGACGAGGAGAGAAAAGCAAACAUAGUUUGUUGUUUUGCUCAUCCUCUGGUUCCAAGGAUUGUCUGAACUUUGGAUUCCCUCCUCUGUUCUUCUUUUUGUAAUAAUUUAUUUAUCGAGAGAGAGAAGGGGUUAAGAGAUGUAUUAUCAGUUGACAAAGUCUUCUUACAUGGACUCUUUGAAGAUUCUUGAGGCUGACAUCGAGCACGCCAAUGGACUGGCUGCUGAGAUUCCAAUGGGAAAGAGCGGUGUGCGACUUCAGAUGAAGUUGGUCUGCAGCAAUUUGGCUCCUUUCUUCAUAUUCCUGCUUCAAUGGAUGGACUUCUCUUGUCUGCUUCCAAGAUACUUUGAUUUCUUCCACAUACUUAUUUACAAGGUACGUUCUGAUGGGCGUUGGAAUCUAUCCAGGUACGGAAGGAAAGCUACAAUCAGAGAGUUCUACGGUGUUAUAUUACCAUCACUCGAGCGUCUUCAUAUCAACUUCUCCGACUUACCAGGCGACAGCUUAUGGUAUCCCAAUCCAAAAGCCAUCACCAAGAAGAAUUACGACACUGAAGGCAACAGAUUCAUCAUGACCAACAACGUUGACUCAGAAAGAGAAGAGGAAUGCGGGAUCUGCUUAGAGCCCUGCACCAAAAUGGUGUUACCUAACUGUUGUCACGCCAUGUGCAUCAAAUGUUACCGCAACUGGAACACAAAAUCUGAGUCAUGCCCGUUUUGUAGAGGCAGCAUCAAGAGAGUAAACUCGGAGGAUCUGUGGGUGCUGACGUGUGAUGAAGAUGUGGUGGAUCCUGAGACGGUCACUAAAGAGGAUUUGCUACGGUUCUAUCUCCAUAUCAAUAGCCUCCCUAAAGAUUAUCCGGAAGCUGUAUUCUUAGGCUACAACGAGUACUUGAUAUGAAGAUUUGAUGGUGAAACACACAACACGGAUGGGGUGUACAGAGGGGGAGAAAGAUCCCAGACCUUUUAACUAAGUGUAUAUAAAGAAUCUGGUGAUCCAUGAUUUAUAAUCCUUCGUUUUUAGGUUAUGAUAAUAAAGAUGAUUGUCAUAAGAUAUAUGUGUACCCUUGUUAUGAUAUAAGAAAAGAGAAAGUAUGAUCUCUGUUUACAUAUA
Molecule: messenger RNA, 1337 nt
Organism: Brassica rapa (field mustard)
Lineage: Eukaryota; Viridiplantae; Streptophyta; Magnoliopsida; Brassicales; Brassicaceae
Product: E3 ubiquitin-protein ligase AIRP2
Biological process (GO): protein ubiquitination
Molecular function (GO): ubiquitin protein ligase activity
Source: RefSeq, a predicted model, not a curated record